Messenger RNA from Nelumbo nucifera (sacred lotus), 718 nucleotides. NCBI's taxonomy places the organism in Eukaryota, Viridiplantae, Streptophyta, Magnoliopsida, Proteales, Nelumbonaceae. The record is from RefSeq and is a predicted model, not a curated record.
UCUUUGGAAAGGAUUCUCUCGAUAUCUUCGAACGUUUCUUUAAGCCAAUUGAACUGUAAAUACCAUUAUGGAGGGGAGUUCAAGAUCAAUCGGGAGAAAACGCGAACGAGAGGAAGAAGACAUCGAAUCCGAAAAUAAAGAAAAUGACGAAACUCUUUCGCUCGAGAACAGUCUUACAUUUAGUGAUACUUUGAUUGCUCUGCGGAUAAUGCGGUCUCAGUUUCCAAACAUUGAGAAGGUAUCAGUUCAGCCCUUUAUUUUACGUUCACAACUGUAUAGCAGUGUAAAAGACAGGACACAAGUGGAUAGGGAAUUAGAGUCAUUGAGGAAGGAGAAAAUUUUGCGCAUUUUCAAAUUAAAUACAGGCCAAGAUGACCAUGCUAUAAUGUUCAUUGAUGAUUAUUUAAACCAGAUUGAACUAGUGGUGAAAAGGAUGGAAGCCAAAAGACAAGAUAUUGCAGUUUUUGAGUGGUUUAAAGAACAUGUCAUUCCUACCCAGCUUGAUCCCAGUAUAGGGCAUCAGGAGCUGUGUUCACUCCUGUCAUUUGGGGGAAGUUUGAAGGAUGAGCAUAUUUCUCUCUUAAUUAAUGCUGGUCUUCUUACUCGUCAACUGAUUGAUCCAAAUAUGUAUUGGUUUGCAAUUCCAAAUAUUGGCUUCAUUCUUAAGGGCCUUUCUCAGGUAUAUGUUCACUUGCAAAAUUGAUUCUAAAAUUGCUUA